AUGCCUCGAAGAAAAGGUUCUAAGAAAUCCAAAGGUUCUUCGUCAACUGACUUCCCAAUUUUCUCAGAUGAACGAGCAACAGCCAUAGUGUCAUCGAAGAUUGAUAUUGGAUCCGACUCGCAGAUGUUGACUGCCACGAAACGCUCGAUAUCCGAGUGCCUCGAAGACGACGAGCUCCUUGUUGAAGCUGUGAAAGACGACCUUGUUACUGGCAACAACGCAGGUAUUGAGUUGGCCCGCGAAAACGCGAGAUUACCCAUGCUUGAGUCCAAGAUCGAGCAGCAGUGUGCCAAAAUGGAAGAGCAAGAAAAACUCAACAUACAGCUAAAGAAGCAGAUUUCGGACAUUCAUGACGCACUUGAUCGACUAGGCCAGAGAACGAGUGUUGAGUCUAACCUUGGAUUCGCUAAGAUACGCUCAAGAUUUCUUUCCACCUAUCGCAGAGACCACAUGGGUGACCGCACCGCCGACAAUCAAAAGGUUAUUAGCCAAGGACACGCGAAAGCGCACGGCGGCCAUUUCAAGGCAGAUGGGUUCUUGUACAGUGAAGAAGGCCGGUACAUUGACGAAGAUGGCACAGUGCAUCCGCCGCGAUAUGACACCAACACAUUCCGAUGUCUCUAUGGUGUUGAGCCGAGCAUAGCGGAGAUCAUCAACUACACUCCAACUAUUCAAGUCUUGGAAAAACAUGCUACCAUCGAAGCCUCCGACCGCCUUGAAGCAACUGACGCAUUGAAAGCACGGUUUGACACGUUUCUACGUACCCUGAAAGAAGCCGGGUACCCCGAAAACUACCUCAACAUGAUGGCUCCCGAAUACCAUCAGUUCAAGGAAGUCAGAUCAGCGUACAGAGAAUUCUGGGCGGCGACCUAA
Molecule: messenger RNA, 873 nt
Organism: Aspergillus piperis CBS 112811
Lineage: Eukaryota; Fungi; Ascomycota; Eurotiomycetes; Eurotiales; Aspergillaceae
Exons: 2
Coding region: 1-873 (290 amino acids)
Source: RefSeq, a predicted model, not a curated record